Messenger RNA from Symbiodinium natans, 1239 nucleotides. NCBI's taxonomy places the organism in Eukaryota, Dinophyceae, Suessiales, Symbiodiniaceae. The record is from the annotation of a GenBank genome assembly.
AUGAACUCACGGGAGCGCGAUCCAAUGCCAAACAGCUUCUGCACCGCGCAAGGAGCACGCGCACGGGACCGAGGUCAGAGCACGAUGUCGAACACGCGCAACGCAAACACCCGUGCCACUGUGUCUUUGCAUCACAACUUCACACUGGCCGGCGUGGAUGGGCACGACGGAGGGAUUGCGAGCCUCACCAGCGACACUGCCCAGACAUCGGCAUCUUGCUGGGAUUUAGAUCCCUGUCAGUGUUCUGUGGUGCCCCCGGGCUUCCUAUACGCUGGGCUUGUGGACGGCUGUAUUGGCAUCUGGUCUGCUAAUGGCACCCCCCUGGCUGAGCUCUCCGGACACACGGCGCCGGUAACAUUGACCCGCUGCCUCAGUACCUUUGGUCGGGAAGAUGAGCCACAAGCGGAGCUCUUCAAUGCACAAGACGCGCAGGAUCUUGCGUCUGCAUCCAUGGACGGCACGAUUCGAAUAUGGCAUACAGGCGUCGGGUUCGGCAUGGACGGCGAAGGCAAGGGCUAUUGCAUAUGCGUUCUAGAGCUGGGAAUACGGAACCCUGUGGCGGACAUGACGCUUCUUUCGCCAGCUGAAGCAGCGGUUGCCACGUGGGAUGGUCAAAUUCGUGUCAUCGACCUUCGGGACCGAGUCUGCUGCAAGGCCGUGCAGGUCACCAAAAGUCAGGUCAGAUCCCUGUGCAAGUGGCGCCAAAAGGGGGACAGCGACUGGCAGUUUUUCAUAGGCACAGACGAUGGUGUCAUCUCUUGCUGGGCGCCUUCUGGCGCUACCCCGCCGGGUCUUUCUGGCACUAUGAGCCUGGGGGGCGUUUCCGGCAUGAUGCACCAGCGCCUAUCUUGGCAAGCGCAUACCAGCCACGUGGUGGGCUUGUGUACCUGCCAGGACUGGUUGCUCAGCCUUUGUGAUGACAAGCUCGUGCGCGUUUGGGACGCCAGCUCUGGACGCAUACUGGCAGAUUUCUGGGGCCACGCUGCAGGGCCGGUGUCGGCAUGCCUUGCUUGGAACGAGAAGCUGCUUUGGACGGGUUCGCGGGAUGCCACGCUGCGUUCAUGGGACGUCGAGGAGCUGCGGCGCCAAGUUCUGGAAGGGUCAGCUAUGGAGGCCUGCGACGCCGAGUCCUUCCACUACGAGGUGACCUUCUCCCGCCUCACGGCCAAGCAGUUGAAGAAGAUGGCGCAAGCAAGAAAUGGGAAGUCACCAAAGAAGAACAAGGGGCGCGCUCGCUAA